Molecule: messenger RNA, 549 nt
Organism: Echinostoma caproni
Lineage: Eukaryota; Metazoa; Platyhelminthes; Trematoda; Plagiorchiida; Echinostomatidae
Source: the annotation of a GenBank genome assembly
AUGCAGCGUUCUUCCACUGAAAUUACGGAACACGCGAUGCGAACUGCACCACGUCUUGAGGGUCCGGUGGUACGCAAACAUGAGGUUGAUGUGGGCGGUGCUGUCAGACCGAGGAGUGCCGGUCGCUCUUGGGUUCCAGUCUAUCUGGUUCUGGAUGCUGGUCAACUACGCGUGUACAAGGACUAUCGCAGUCGUCGUGAGAAACCAGAUGAAUGUUUGAAAAACGAAGCACCUUUAAGCUUAGUCAUGGCGCAAGCCGUCACCGCAACAGAUUAUACCAAACGUCCUUGCGUGUUUCGCUUACACUUGAAUGACGGUCGAGAAUACCUAUUCCAAACAGCUAAUGAUCGUGUACUACAACGUUGGUUGGAUGCGAUCAACGAAACGGCUGACAUUGUGACUGCCGCACAACAGCGAGCUUCUCGUCCAUCGAUCGCAUCUGUUGGACCCUUGGGUAGUCAUACAGGCAGUCUACGAUAUGGUUCACAAAGUAGUAUGGCCCAGCGAAGGUCGUUGAAAAGUUUCUUCUCCCUUCGUCGCAAAAGUUAA